Staurois parvus is the source of this 729-nucleotide messenger RNA. The record is from the annotation of a GenBank genome assembly. Lineage: Eukaryota; Metazoa; Chordata; Amphibia; Anura; Ranidae.
AUGAAGGUCGGGAUCGCCGCGCUCUUCGCCGGAUUGAUCGGAGGAGUCGGGGUCCUCCUGUUCCUCGUGGCCUUCGGAACAGACUAUUGGCUGCUGGCGACUGAGAACUGUGGGGGCCGGGAGGGGCCGAUCACCCCGGGAGAGAACGAUACGGAAAUGCAGCUCGGCCACGCCCCCCUCUACUUCCACCACGAGGGAUUCUUCUGGAGAUGUUGGUUCAACGGAGAGGAAUUCCAGGAGACCAUCUGGAACUUCUGGUUCACCAGCCAGGCACAUCCCAAGCACUGCAUAGAGGGCUACCUGUUCCCUAUGCCCAUCGCCCCUGGGCCCGUCCCACACCCCUCCUAUGACCCCACUGCAGUGUACAGAGGCUUCUGGACGGCGUUCAUCAUCCUCGCCGUGGCCGCCAGCCUGGUGGGCGGGCUCCUGCUGGUCUGCGCUGUGCCCUUCGCCGCCGCCGGGCUCUAUAAAGUAGGAGGAGGAUUCCUCAUCACUUCUGGGGUCCUCCUGGCGUUCCUGAUCGCCCUCUUCACCCUGUGGAAGGAAUUCGCCGCGGACCUGGAGCGGUACAUCCUGUUGGAGCGCGUUCACCGCUGCGCGCCGGACUCUCACCUCCACGUCUAUUACGGAUGGUCGUUCAUGUUUGCCGCCGCCGGGGCCCCCCUGGUGCUGCUCUCCGGCCUCCUCUUCUUGUGCAUCAGCCGCAGCGUUCAGGUGGAGGAGAAGUAA